GCAUCGAGAAAACAGUGCAUAUAAUUUGUCUGUGUCUCACUCUCAUCAACUGCACAUUCUGGCCAGGGCUCAGACCCCAGUCAGGCCUCACGCCUCACGCCUCACUGGGUUUCAUCUUGCGACCUGCGACUGCACCAGCGAGUCGGCCUGGCUCAGGACAAGUCUGUCCUUUUUCUCCUUUUGCAACACCUGCUCCUCCCACAGCGCCUGGUCCACCUGAUCGUCGGUGAGCACUACAGGCUUGUACUUCUCAUCGAAGAGCCGCUCGUUGGCCUCGGAGUGCAGCUGGUGGGGUCCGACGACGCGCAAGUGUGCCGGCAGAUGCAGAAACUCGUCAUCGUUGAUGUCGCAGUCGCGCAUUCGGGCGCCCAGUACCCACCAGUGGCCCACAAAGCCCACAUCCAGGAUUCGGCCGGGAAAGUCGACCCAGCGGGGCUGCAGGUAGCGGCAGCGGGCCUGGUACAGGCUGGCCUGGGAGUCGAAGGGCGCCUCGUACACGAGCGAGCAGAGCCCCAGAUUCACAUGGCGCAGGCGACCAAGGCCCCGCAGCCAGAGGAGCCGCUGCACGAAACCUUCGGAGUCGCGGUUGCGCGUGGCCGGCGCCAGCAGUAGGACAGUCCCUGACGCAUCGAGCAGCGCCUCCUCGAAGGCCGCCUCGCUCGGCGCCAAGGCGCAGCAGGCUGCCGCCCCGCCCAGCAGCCCCACGUACACUGCCGCGCGCCCGGGCCGAGCCCGCGCCGCAGCCACAGCGUCCCGGCAAGCCUCUGCGUAGUCCCGGAGCAGCGCGCGGGCCCAGUCGCCUGAGGGGAAAGAAACGCCGUCAGAGUCGUUCAGCCGCUGCGGGGACCCACCCCGCUGCCUUCCACUCCUACUCACCCAGCCGCGCCCACACGCUUGGCUUCACUGCCGCGGCCGCAUUUCCAGCCUCAACGCCCGCUUCUUCACGGCCUCGGGACCAAAAUCUCUUCAGAGCAGCCGUGAUCAUCCUCUUCCGGCCUGGGGUCCUUCAUCCGAAGAGAAACGCCAGGCGGCCCACGCAUGCGCAGAGAGUCUCGGCCACGCCGGCUAAGGUAGCUUUUAGGUGAGGAAGGCGGGGUGCCCCUGGUGACUUGGACGGCGAGCUUAAACCCAGAGCGGGAUGCGGUGACGCCCCUGAACAACCAUGGCAGCGGCUGACGGGUUGGCCUUCCACGAAUUUGAGGAAGCUACUAAUCUUCUGGCUGAGACCCCAGAUGCAGCCACCACCAGCAAAAGUGAUCAGCUGACCCCACAGGGGCACGUGGUUGUGGCUGUGGGCUCUGGUGGCAGCUAUGGAGUCGAGGAGGAGGUGGAGGAGGAGGGGGACAAGACAGCGCUUUUACAGGAGGAGAAGCCACAGCCUGGAUUCUGGACAUUCAGCUACUAUCAGAGUUUUUUUGACGUGGACACCUCACAGGUCCUGGACCGGAUCAAAGGCUCACUCUUACCUCGCCCUGGCUACAACUUUGUACGGCACCAUCUGCGAAACCGUCCAGAUCUGUACGCAACAGAGACAAGACACAUCCACCUGCCCUGGGAGCACUGGGCCCGGGAUUUGGACUGUAACCUCCUCGCAGGCCCCUUCUGGAUCUGUGCCACCCUGGCCUUUGUCCUGGCAGUCACUGGAAACCUGACCCUGGUGCUGGCUCAGAGGAGGGAUCCCUCUGUCCACUAUAGCCCCCAAUUUCACAAGGUGACCGUGGCAGGCAUCACCAUCUACUGCUAUGCGUGGCUGGUGCCGCUGGCACUAUGGGGCUUCCUGCGGUGGCGCAAGGGUGUCAGGGAGCGCAUGGGACCUUACACUUUCCUGGAGACUGUAUGCAUCUAUGGCUACUCCCUCUUCAUCUUUAUCCCUACUGUGGUCCUAUGGCUCAUCCCUGUGCCAUGGCUGCAGUGGCUCUUUGGGGCAUUGGCCUUGGCCCUGUCAGCUGCUGGGCUGGUGUUCACCCUCUGGCCUGUCGUCCGUGAAGACACUAGACUGGUGGCUGCAGUGCUACUGUCCGCUGUGGUGGUGCUCCAUGCCCUCCUGGCCAUGGGCUGUAAGCUGUACUUCUUCCAGCCGCUGCCUCCAGAACAUGUUGUACCUCCAUCCAAAGCCACAGCUCUGCCCCCAAACAUACUGCUGACACCCACAAUGUCCCGGUCCAUGGCAACCUCCUAGGAAGGCCAACCUAUAGGCAAAACCUAAGGGGACAUACCUGUCCUGUUCCUGAUGAUGACUGAAGUCUCCCUCAACCACUCAAGACCACUCUGCUACUUUCCAGACUUUUCUUACAAAGCAAACACUUUUAUUUUCUAUGCAAAGGUGAUCCAGAGAAUUUAUAUAAAGGUGGGGGAGGGGCAGUUGAGCAGGGAGCUUCCAGUGCGGCUCAGGCUACACAGCACAGGAUAGGACAGGACUCCCAAGCCCUCCAGCCUGCCCGUGGGGCCUUACGCUUUCCCUGACAGAGCUCUGCCAAGGACAGGAGGAAGGAGGGCAGCCUGGCUGAUGGGGAGUCCCAGCCUUCCCUGGGGGCACACAGUGGAUGUGAGGCCUAGCCUGAGCUCCAUCUUCUGAGGUCGGGGGUGCUAGGAACAAGGGGAGCAGAAGUAGAAGAAAACUGCCUGUGCUGAAACAUACAUUUCCUUGUUUAUUUUGUUUUGUUUUCUUUUCUGUUUUUUUUUUUUUUUUUUGGAGGGAGAAGUCCCUUUAAGGUCCUUUCCCAGGAUGGAGGAGGACCAAAAUGCCAUCAUGGUGGUAGGGACUGGAGGGGAAAUACACAGGCCUAAUGUUAGCUACAAGAGAAAAGGACGCCUUCUCUGACAGAUCCUUGAGGUUUCUGUCUGUCCAAGCGACCCACAGUGACCUUCCCUCUACGCUGCCAAUUCCAGCUUUUGGUGGAGGGGGGGGGGGACCUGCAGGGGCUCAGGGACAGAACAGCAGCAAGAGGCAGGGGCAGAGGACGGAGGGCCUUCAGACAGCUGGGGUGGGUUGUACAUUCAAGUGUGAGGUGAACCCUUUGGUGGGAGGGGCCUGAGGCCUGGCCCAGGGUUGCCCCCACCACUGAGCCUCUGAGCUUGGGGAGAGGGGCUGCUGGCUGGGCCCGGCCGGCCGGGUUUCUCAGAGGGUCUGUGGAUUGACACUGGUUCUUUUCGUAAAAAAAUAAAAUUAAAAAAAGCAGCA
Sciurus carolinensis (gray squirrel) is the source of this 3181-nucleotide messenger RNA. RefSeq names its product Yip1 domain family member 2 (gene Yipf2). Gene Ontology annotation, cellular component: Golgi apparatus; membrane. NCBI's taxonomy places the organism in Eukaryota, Metazoa, Chordata, Mammalia, Rodentia, Sciuridae. Gene Ontology annotation, molecular function: small GTPase binding. Gene Ontology annotation, biological process: vesicle-mediated transport. The record is from RefSeq and is a predicted model, not a curated record. The transcript is spliced from 11 exons. Bases 1163 to 2179 code for a protein of 338 amino acids.